AUGUUCGACACAGUCUGCACCCUCCCGCUAAGUGGGGACCUCUUCGCACAGGCAAUCCACCCCUCCGAGCCUGUGAUCUCGGUCGGCUUGUCCACCGGCCACGUUCAGACGUUCCGGCUCCCGGUGGAGGAAGAAGAGGAGAAUAGCGAUGAUGAGGGAGACCAGGGGUCGGUUUCUAGCUCGCGCAAUGGCACGGGACACAUUGAUACAGUGUGGCGCACGAGGCGGCAUAAGGGGAGUUGUCGCACGUUAGCGUUUGGGGUUGAUGGGGAGACUCUGUAUUCUGCGGGCACGGAUGGGCUGCUUAAAGCUGCGAAGACUGAGACUGGGGUUGUGGAGAAUAAGAUUGCUAUUCCGACGGCGAAGGAUGGGUCCAUUGAUGCGCCGACUGUUGUUCAUGCAAUCUCCCCUCAGACUUUGCUUCUUGCUACGGAUUCGAGCAAGCUGCACCUAUAUGACCUGCGUGUUCCGUAUUCUAAAGUCUCGGUCAAGCCUCAGCAAACGCACUGUCCCCACGAUGACUAUGUUUCGUCUCUGACACCGCUUCCUGCCUCGGAUACCAGUACGUCGGGAUUCAGCAAGCAAUGGGUGACGACGGGUGGAACAACGUUGGCUGUCACAGAUCUACGACGGGGCGUGCUCGUGCGCAGCGAAGACCAGGAAGAAGAGCUCAUCAGUUCUACGUACAUCAGCGGCCUGCCAGCGAGUGGGACUAGCCGUGGUGAAAAGGUUGUUGUUGGCGGUUCUAGUGGUGUGUUGACGCUUUGGGAGAAGGGUGUCUGGGAUGACCAGGACGAGCGAGUUUAUGUUGAGAAAGGCGCGGGCGCGGCCGGUGGAGAGUCCCUUGAGACACUUAGUGUUGUUCCUGAUGAACUCGGCAAAGGCAAGAUGAUCGCCACUGGCCUCGGGAGUGGAAAGGUGAAAUUUGUUCAGAUGGGCAUGAACAAGGUGGUUUCAGAGCUUACGCACGAUGAGACAGAAGGUGUGGUUGGCCUUGGAUUCGAUGUUGAGGGCCGCAUGGUCAGUGGUGGUGGGCAAAUCGUCAAGGUCUGGCACGACACAGCAGACUCUAACGGUGACUUGGCCGGUGGGAAGCGCAUGCUUGGGGGCGACAGUGAUGACAGUGACGAUUCGGAUGACAGUGACCGCGAGGCCCAGAAGAACGAUAAAUCGCGCAAUAAGCGCAAGAAGCAAAAGGGCAAGGACCGUGGUAAGGGUCGGGAGGUGAUGGCGUUUGCCGAUAUGGAUUAA
Messenger RNA from Aspergillus puulaauensis, 1251 nucleotides. RefSeq names its product WD40 repeat domain-containing protein (gene JIP5). Gene Ontology annotation, molecular function: protein binding. Lineage: Eukaryota; Fungi; Ascomycota; Eurotiomycetes; Eurotiales; Aspergillaceae. The record is from RefSeq and is a predicted model, not a curated record. The transcript has 2 exons. The coding region runs from base 1 to 1251 and encodes 416 amino acids.